GUAUUUUAAGUGCAGACGGUGUACCAGAAGAACAGAUCUAUUUUUGUCUGUUUUCGAUUGUUCGAAAUGCGAACGUCAUGACGGACGAACAAUGCAAUUUUUGUUGUUGUUGUUGUUGUUGUCAAACGCAACAUUUGCGGCAAAACACAACAACGCGAUAGAACGGCGGUGUUUUUGUUACAACGAAGUGAUGGUCAUCCGUUCUCUCUCGUGGUAUAUUUGCGCGCCCGCGACAGUAGAACGCGUUCUAUAGGUUACACAGCAGCGUUUAUUGUUGCACGGUUUGGCUUUUUUUUUUUUUUUUUUUUUUUUUUUUUUUUUAUUUAUUUCUCAACAUUUGUAUUCGACGCAACAAUCGAAACGCAGCAUGCUGUCGCGCAAAAACAAGGAUCUGCGAACGAUCAAAGAGGGAGUGGUUGGAAAAUAUGUGAAAAAGGAAACACCGCCCGAAAUGCCAAUUAUCAACGUAUGGACAACAGAGCCAAAUAAAAAAACAAGACGACGUAACAAUCAUUCACCAAUAUCAACUUCAUCGUCUGCUCAGCAACCCAGCAUGGUGCAAAAGUUUGGAAAUACAAAAACAAUACCCAGUGCUGUUGGUCUUGGUAGUCACGAAGGAAAAUACACACCAAACAGUUCUGUUCCUGACUUGGUUCAAAGAUUUGCCAAUAUUUCCUUUAAUUCGGGAAGUAACGACGGUAUGUCUUCGAGAACUUCAACGCCUAUGUAUCACCACUCUGAUCUGUCACCCGCAAUAUCUCACACUUAUAUCAAUCAGUACACUGGAUCCGAGCAUCAUUUGGACAGAGUGCAAACACCACAGAUGUCUUAUGUGCCGUUUGACGGCGACGGUUACGAGGACUAUAAUCAUUCCGCAUAUCAAAAUGCUAGUUAUAGUAGGUGCCAUUCUGAAAGAUCGAGUUCUCGAAGCGAACAGCAGCAAGAGGAGUUGCCUUUGCCACCGGGAUGGUCCGUAGAUUUUACAUUACGCGGUCGAAAGUAUUAUAUCGAUCACAACACCAAGACCACGCACUGGUCACAUCCGUUGGAGAAAGAGGGUUUGCCCACGGGGUGGGAAAGAAUUGAAUCGCCCGAAUACGGCGUUUAUUACGUCAAUCACAUCACUCGGCAAGCGCAGUACGAACAUCCGUGUUAUCCGCACGAGAUGCAAGCGGUGCGCGUUGUAUCGCCACCGCGCCAUACUCAUUUUCACUCCCACAGUGUUCUGGUACCGGCCAAUCCUUAUCUCAACGAGGAAAUACCGCACUGGUUGUACGUGUACAGCAGAGCUUCAAUAGCUCUCGAUCGCAAACUUCGCUGGGAGCUAUUUCGUUUGCCCGAGCUGGAUUGUUUCAACGCCAUGCUCACGAGGCUGUACAAACAAGAACUCGAAGAGGUAGUGAUGCGUUACGAAGAGUACAGAUCCGCAUUGAAUUGCGAAAUGGAACAGAGAGGGAAGGAAUUGAAUCCAGAAUCUGGCAAUCCCAACGCUGGCGCCAUCGCCUUACGAAGAUCUCUUCCCUGAGCGAGAUCUAAUUUUGUUUAUUACCGACCCAAGUGUUUCUUGAAAAUUGAACGCAAUUGUUCCUUGCGGAUAGAUAAAUAAAUCUUUUUGACUUGUUUUUAUGCUAAGUGACCAUAUCUUUGAUAGGGAUAAAAAAAAAAAAAUGAUAUGUAAGAUAUUACAAGUUUGACGAAAUUUAUAUUUUUGAAUAAUAACGCUUUGUUAUACGCGCUACAUAUAUAUACAUAUAUAUAUUUACAUAUUUA
Molecule: messenger RNA, 1770 nt
Organism: Pseudomyrmex gracilis
Lineage: Eukaryota; Metazoa; Arthropoda; Insecta; Hymenoptera; Formicidae
Product: scaffold protein salvador-like
Exons: 7
Coding region: 368-1525 (385 amino acids)
Biological process (GO): regulation of cell population proliferation; hippo signaling; apoptotic process
Molecular function (GO): protein binding; molecular adaptor activity
Source: RefSeq, a predicted model, not a curated record